Molecule: messenger RNA, 3432 nt
Organism: Haliaeetus leucocephalus (bald eagle)
Lineage: Eukaryota; Metazoa; Chordata; Aves; Accipitriformes; Accipitridae
Gene: ASAH1
Product: N-acylsphingosine amidohydrolase (acid ceramidase) 1
Exons: 15
Coding region: 150-1367 (405 amino acids)
Biological process (GO): fatty acid metabolic process
Cellular component (GO): lysosome
Molecular function (GO): fatty acid amide hydrolase activity; N-acylsphingosine amidohydrolase activity
Source: RefSeq, a predicted model, not a curated record
CAAGAAGUAAUUGAAAAUGCAUGUCUUGGAAUGCAUCCUACCAGAUCCUGAGUAGGAUGUCUGUGGAACUAUUCUACACUGCAUCAGUUCAUGGUAUAACAUGCAUUCGUAGUAUCUCAUAUAAAAUAUGAUUUCCCCUGUCUGCUCUGAUGACCAAGAAGCUUUUCAGUAACAACAUCUCCACAGGAACUACCUCAGUCAGAACAAUUGCUUACUCUCUCCACAGCUUCUGUAGUCUGCAUCAUAAAGAUUACUUGUAUGGAGAAGAGUGCAGGAGUAAAACAUACCCUCCUUCAGGACCAACGUUCAAAGGGAAUGUACCCACGUAUGUCAUAAAUCUUGAUUUACCUCCCAGCAAAAGAUGGGAUGACUUGAUGCAUGACAAAAAGACAGAGCUGAAGACUGUGGUCCAGAAUAUUAAAGAUAUAGCAAAUACCUUCUUCCCCAGCGGCAAAGUUGUUGACAUAGUGGAUAACAAAAUAGCUCGUCUGACUGCCACGCUUCCUUAUCCUUUCAAUGAAGAACUCCAAGGGAUUGCAAAUUCAUCUGGGAUUCCUUUGGGGGAAAUUGUUAUUUUUAACAUCUUCUAUGAAAUUUUCACUGUAUGUACAUCCAUAGUGGCGGAAGAUAAAACAGGGAAGCUGUACCAUGCCAGAAACUUGGAUUUUGGACUCUUUCUUGGGUGGGAUGUUAAAAAUAAUUCCUGGACUUUAACUCGGGAACUGAAGCCUUUAGUGGUAAACUUGGACUUCCAGAGAAACAACAAAACAGUAUUCAAGUCUACAAAUUUUGCUGGAUACAUAGGCAUGGUGUCUGGAGUCAAACCAGACUUGUUCACGCUGACAAUGAAUGAGCGUUUCAGUCUUGAUGGUGGUUAUGUUGGAAUCUUCGAAUGGUUUCUUGGUAGAAGAGACGGUAUGUGGAUGGGCUUUCUUACAAGAACAGUAUUAGAGAAUGCUACAAGUUACCAGGAUGCAAAAGACAAACUGGCAAAAACAAGACUGCUGGCUCCAGCUUACUUUAUACUGGGUGGAAAAAAUUCUGGAGAAGGGUGUGUGAUAACUCGUUCCAGGACAGCUAGUCUGGAUAUCUGGGACCUUGAUAUCAAGAAAGGCACAUGGUACGUGUUAGAAACAAACUACGAUCGCUGGAAGCCUCCGCUAAUCUUGGAUAAUCGUAGAACACCUGCAAUGAAAUGCCUGAACCAGACAAUGCAAGAGAACAUCUCCUUACCAACAAUUUAUGAUGUUCUCUCCACAAAGCCUGUCCUCAAUAAGCUGACUGUGUGCACAACGCUGAUGGAGGUAUAUAACGGUCAUACAGAGACUUACCUGCGGGAAUGCCCAGAUCCCUGUAGUCCUUGGUAGUCCUGUACCUUUCCAAUGUUGGAAGCUGCUUGUCUGAAUUGGAGGUCCUCCAAGAAGAAAUACUUCUGGAAAUAGAUUCCUCAGUCUAACUCCUUUCUUCAGAAAUCUAAUGGCUAUAUAGAAACGUCAAUGAGCUUCUAACAGUGGAGGACCCUAUCUCACAGCAGACUUUCUUGCUUUCUGAUCAGCGGUUCUGCUGACAAGAAAUGUAUACUAAUGAAUGUCUGGUUUGAUUUCAGCCAUUUCUGCCAAACGAGUUCAGCAAUUAGCUCUAGAUCUCCUCAGCCUUGACAGUAUUCUUGGUUUGGUUUGUUGUUGGUUCGUGGGUUUGUUAUUUCUUGUUGUUUGGUUGGGUGUUUUUUAGAUGAAAAUACUUCUAAAACACACAUAAGUUAAAAUGGCAUCUGUCAACAAUGAAAAAGAAUUGGGUAUAAGAAGGCCAUCUGGGACAGUACAGUUCUGUUAUUCUUUCUUAAGCACUUAAGAUGAAUUGCUAGUGUUCUGGUCCAAUAUGAGGUUAUGUCUAAGAUGCCCUGUUAUAAAAUAAUUUACCAAGUGUGAUAUCUAGUCACAGAAACAAGGUCUUGGGGAAAUAUCUAAAAUGAGAUCUGAGCCAAAAAAUGUCUUUUCGCUGAUAUAUAGAUCUUUUGCUGAAGCUUGCUCUUGGCCUGUUAACAAAUUUUUUUUUAACACAGAUUUUUCUGUUGUCUCAAAAAAAUACUAAUACAAUAAAUAUUCUUGAGAACAUCUUUCUUUGACCAAAGUACACAUGCACUGAUUUCAUACCUCAGUGGAAGUCACCAUGCAUGUUACAUAUCACAUGGCAGAAAGGGCAUUCACUUCCAAAUAGACUGAUUUUAACAGUGUCUGAAAAACUGAUUUAUUUCUUAAACUGACAGUUAAAGCUAUUACCAGAAUGGGAAGUAGGCAGCUGCUAGUAGUGGCUGGGUUGUUUGGGGGGAUUUUGUUUAGUUGGUUUGGUUUUGGAAAGUGGGGGAGGGAAGCCAAGUCAGACUAUACCAUUGGCUGGAAUUAAAAUUCAGAAAGUAAAGGUCCUUUAGAAAUAGGAAGAAGUACAGGCACCCUAAUAUCCUAGGAAGCAGAUAAUAUAGAAGGCACUAGUUUUAUCUAUGUCAGUGGCUGCAUUGCUGGGACUAGUUUCCAGUGCCAACUCUUGUGUUUUAUAACACGCAAAGAGAAGACACUGGAGAGUAAGCUUAGGGGCUGAUAUAUAUGGUGGUUCAAUUGUUUUUCUUUUCUUAACCGCCCAAGGAAAGAGGUCGUAUUAAUAUUCCCAUUGAGCCAUGAAUUUAAAGUUGCCACUGGUGUAAGGGGCGUGUUUGCUGUCCCUUUGGUGUCUUGCAGAGAUGGUAUUGCAUAAGGCAUUCCAACUAAAACCUGCAAGUUCAUGACAUCCAGUCACAAUGGGAUUCUUGAUAGGCAGGACAUGCAGAACAGUAUUACUGUAGUGCAGAAGUUCAGAACAGAGGAUACUACAGUUUUCUGUUCCAAACAGUAAAGGCUACUAUAAGAUUAUUUUUUUUUAAUAGUUGCAAAUUUAACACUAAGAAGCUUAAAGAAGGGGAGACAAGUUAUUGCCCAUGAAUCUGAAAUGCAAAGUCAACUUUCAUCCAAGUAUGACUUGCCAAGUUUUAUUUAGUAUUGCUUCCUUUUCUAAAAGAAAUAUUAAAAUUUCUCCAAGGCUUUCAGUACAGUUUCCCACAGCCUCCUACUAGAGAAACUGAUGGGUUACUGACUAGACCAGUGGUCUGUGUGGUGGGUGGGAAACUGGCUGACACGCCACACCCAGGGGGUGCUGGUAAAUAGCUCCUUUUCAAACUGGCAACCUGUCACAAGCUGGGUCCCCCAGGGAUCGAUAUUGGGCCCAGCGCUGUUUAAUAUCUUCAUAAGGGAUCUGGAUGAUGGGAUCAAGCAUACGCUGAUGAAGUUUGCAAAUGAUACCAAACUGAGUGGGGAAGUGGACACUCGGAAGGGAGAGGCACCCUGCAGGGAAGACCUGGGUAGGCAGGAAGAGUGGGCUGACAAGAACCUUAUGAAGUUCAAC